UUAUUACCAGGUGGCUCGUAGCCUACAUGGAGGCGAUCAUAUGGGUCGCGUUGCAGUGGCUCUGCAGCGUGUUGGUGCUGGUGCUGGUGAGCGCCGUGCUCGCAGAAACGUCACCGGCAGGACCUGGCGCAGCAGCAGCAGCGGCGGGAGGCGGUACCCCUUCUCGUUUCAGCCCCGGCAAGAGGGCCUUUGAGCUGCUGCUGGCUGCGUUGGAAAGGCUCGGAGUCCCCGUGGAAUGGACUAGGGAAGUUGUUGACGGAGGGGGCACCGCAGGAGAGAACAGAGGACGAGGGGGCGUGCUGAGGAGGUUCCAAUCGCGCAAGCGCUGUGCGUUGCCUUCCAAGCAGCAGCCCAACCAAGAGAGGCCAAAGGUGAGAAUUUCCCUGGAGGGAGCAAGCUUGUUAUUGAACGACUUCCGCGUCGUCGACAGCAAGUUCGCGUGCUACAAGAUAACGGUAGCCACGUCGGCUAAGGGUGCGAGCGCGGGCGCGCGUUGGGAGGUAUGGAGAAGAAUGGCGGACAUGAUCAAGCUGAAGGCGGCCUUGAGCAAGGUGUCGGCGGCAGACGUGGAACUCCCUCCCCUGCCUCAUUCGUACCGGCGAAGCUUCGACGCCAGCCGCCUGACGCGGCGACGGCGGAGCAUCCAGCACUUCUUGCAGGUGGCGUUGAAGCAGCCUGCCCUCAGGGAUAGCGAUGCGCUGCUCGACUUCCUCUCUCCGGAAGAGAGCCCCCCUGGCGUCGCCAGGGUGGCUUCACACCCCGGGCCUGUCGCUAUCGGCGGCGGCGGCGGUGGCAGGGCCGGCGAUUCCACCCCUCCUCGCUCGCGCGCCCGGUCUUCUCCCAGCGCGCCUGCGCCGCCUGCGCCGCCGGCAACGGUGGCCAAGACCAGGGUAGGGGGGUCGGCGGAUAGUUCUGUAGAAGGGGGAGGGGGUGAAGGCUUCCCCGAUCCCCUACCCCCGCAAGAGGAAGACGGUGACACGUCAGCGAACAGCGAGGACGAAGAAGACGCAGACGAUCGUGGUAGUGGUGUGAGCGAGGCGGCGGGGGCCGGCGGUUGGGAUGCGGACGGCGUGGUGAUUGAGGGGGGGUUGGCGACGGAGUCUCCGCCUAGGUCCCCGCUCGGGAUCUCGCCAAGGAAUUCUGGGCGGAAGAGCAUGCACUACAUGAAGAACGCCGUCAUGACCGGCACUCGACGGAUCGCGCGCCACGUGCCCAUGUCCAUGCCCAACCCGAAGGCCAUUCAGCGCCACAUACCCAUGCCAAAGGGAGUUCCAAAGUUUCCCACCAAGUACAACCCGUACAAGCGCUCAUCCACCCGGCGCAGCAACAACGACUUCUCGGAGGAUGCUGGUGGGUCCAUGGCCGACGUCUUCUCCGGCGCACACCUCGGCAACGGCAACGGGAACGGCGGCGCGGGGUCCGCGAGUGCCGGCCGCGGCGGCGGCGACGGCGAGAUGAACGGCUUGACCUGGCAGGCCCACGACGGGAUCGACGACAGCGGCGGCGUCAGUAGCAGCGGGGGCGGCGGCAUCGGAAGCAGCGGCGGAGGCGAAACGAGCAGCAGCGGCGGUGGCGGCGCCAGCGGCCUCUCCCCUCGCCGGAAGAGCUACCUUUGGAAGCGGCCGACGGCCAAGCCCGGCGGAGACGGCGGCGGCGGUGGAGUGCAGAGCUAUGCCAGUGCCGGCGCCGUUCUCCGGCCGAGGCCCGAUGCCGAGACGGUGUCAGUCGCGCCGCAGGAGACCGGCGGCGGCGCGUUGCUCGAUGGACGGACGUCCGUUUCCAGCCACGCGGACGGGGGAAAGGCGAGAAGGCCGUCGGCAGCGGGGACCGUGCCCGCGGAUGUUCCGCAACAAGGGAGCGGGGCCGCUGCCGCUGCUGCUGCUACUGCCGCGGCCGUUACCGGCGGCGGGGAAGACGGAGGGAGGAACGGGGUCGAUCUUUCGGGAAGAGCGGCGCGAAGUGGUGACGCUGGCGGCGGCGGUGGCGGCGGGGUCGAACUGCUCGCCGGCGUCAAGGACGGUGGCGACGGGCACCGUUUCAGGGUCAGAGGCCCGUCCUUCUUGGCCGAUGGUCGGGAGGUACAGGCGGAACCGGCCGUGUGCCCCCUCGUCUACGCCGAGUUGUUCACUUUCUCCAGCACCGACCGACCCCACGAGGUUCCGGCGGCGACGGUCGCAGAGGAGGCGUGCGCGUCAAGGGGAAGAGUGGACCACAUCGCCACCAAGGGGCGAUGCGCUUCGAAGAUCACAGAGCUUACGGCUAGAUCGGGAGGGCACGCGGGAGAGGGUCAUGCUGGGGGUAACGACGAUUUCGAUGAGGAGGGUGGCCGCAGUAGGCUCGGUCCGCCGUUCCUGGUUAUCUUCAACUUCCAGAUCCCCGGCGACCCUCCCUUGAGCCUCGUCGCAGCGUGGGCGGUGCACCCCGAGUGCCUGGGGCCUGACAGUCCCGAGUCCCUCCGCAGGUUUUUCGGGGUCUUCUACCGCCUGGUUAAUAUCCCGUUGUCGUCGCCACAGCCGUCGCCAGGAAAGACGAGGGCCGGAGGCGGGGGCGCCGCAGACGGGGACGGGGGGGGCGCAGCGGUGGCGUCCCCCACCGCGAGCGGUUCGUUGGCGCCGUCUGAUUCGCACCUGUGGGAAACGUCAGAUUCGGAUCGUGGUUCCUCCGGGGAUGAGCUAGAGGGGGUGGGAGGGCGGAGUGGUGGAGGUGGUUUGGCAAACGGGGGCGAUAAGAACAAGAUCAACAACGUUUCAACUGAGGAAACACCGGCCAGAAAUCAGCGCAGCGGCACCGUUAAAGCAGCAGCAGACGGGGUGCCGGGGCAAGGUGAUCAGCAGAUAAAGCUAGCGGUGAGCCUUCUCGACGGUCCGCAGGUGGUGGCGGAGGCACUGCCCGAGUCCGGGAGUUCUCUACUGGGACAUGAGGCAUCGCUACGGUAUUUCCGCGGGGAGAGGUACCUGGAAGUGGACGUGGACCUGGCAUCUUCUUCGGCAUCUUCGCGGGUUACGUCCCUCUGCCGAGAGCACGCCAAGAGCCUUUCCCUGGAGGUGGGCUUGAUCCUGCACGGAGAAUUGGAAAGUGAACUGCCCGAGAGCGUGCUGGGGGUUCUGAGAAUAGAUAAGCUCGACCCUCAGGACACGACGCGCCAUCGACUCCUGUGGGGGUCUUGAUGGGUGGCUGUGCAACCCCCCGCCUCCAACAGUCGGCGCGCGUGUACGGAGCACGCAACUCCUGAAGGACGAUUGCGCGCCGCCGUUCGUCAUAAGGAAAAAGUAGGGGAGGACGACUCAGUCACGAAGGGGUAGCCUUCAUCGGACACGACAAUGUAGAAAGUAUGGACUGGAAGUGAACGUCGCUUGUGACUUGCAGAAUGCUGCAGCUGUGUCUUGGAAGAACGAGGUAUCGAAACCAGGAGGAUGACACUCAAGUCGAGGGAAAUGCUACAAAUUUUGAUGCGAACUUGAAGCCGGGGUCGGGCAGGACAGGAAGAUUAGACUUGAGCAAACUAGGACGGUGAAGCCGCGGUGGGUUUGGGUGCUGACAUACAAGCGUAUUUUACGAAGCUUGUCGGCACGAAAACGCUCGGGGCGUGGAAAGGUAUGGCUUGGUGCGUCCUGUGUACGCGUUGGGUGUGACGACGGUAGGAGGAUGGGGAACAGCAGUAGCUGUGUCUACGCAAGUCUUGUGUAUUUAUGCAUACAUAGCGCGCUGAUAUUUCUCCCCGAGUUUACCCUCCACACAGACGAGUUUUGUUAUUGCACUGGGACAUACGCGGGUGGAGCCGACGGCUUCAGCAUUUUUGACGGAAGAACUUGGCCUCGUCCUAAGCGGACGUUUGCAUCAGUCCCAACGACUGGUCAUGUAUGCCCCGUCUUUUUGCCGGUGUGGUGCGCAUCGUGCAGAUCUCUUGUUUCGCAACGAUGUGCGGUCCGCUUAUUCUUUGAGAUCUAUCUGGAGUUUCACCCGCGAUGGAGGCGUCGAGACAAACGGUUCGCCAUUUUUUUGGAAGUUCCUUGAACAACCUACGAGAAAGAUUCCCUGCCUAUUUAGUGCGGCGGCAUUGGCAAACACAAGCGGCUCGAAGGUCAUGCUGUGCACCUCGCUGUGCGUAUUUCGUAGGCUCCGUUUUGACGAUUGGCGUGCUACCGUAUUUAUUGCGCGUAUCCAGCACACGUCAGAAUCGGCAUCGGAACUUCGGAUAGUUGCUUCACCACGACAGCAGCGCAGAUUUGCAGCGUCGGCCAAACCUCGUUUGACACAUUUAGUGCAGAGAUAUAGGUGAUGUGUAUACAUUGUAGGUGGAGGUGACGAUGUCCGGUAACCUAACGUAAUAAUGCAUUUGUGGCUCCGAAGGUUGUAGAAUCGAUCCCAGUCGUCGCCAAUUCUUGCAAAGGCUGUAGAAGAUAUUAGCCCUCCAGGGUGUAUUGUUGCACAUGCUCUAGACCGUAGGUCGAAACGUUGAUGGGUUUGCUCGGUAUCAAAGGGCAUGUUCGAGAGGCGAAAUAAAAAAGAGUCAUUACACGAUGGUGUGCCAAGGGGAUGAAUACACCUAAUCGCGACAGCAGUAUCUUCCAUGAAUUGAGCCAUUCAAUUUGGGCGCCAGAGAGCGCUUUCCGUUUGUCAAAUAGCGCUUUCAAAUCCACAGCGUUCUGCAACCUUGCCCUGACGUUGUGUCUCCAUGUACGCGCGCAUCACCACGGGUUCGUGCUAGCUGAAGGUGAACCGCAACCUUCGCCGACACGUCUCAGCCGACUCAUUCUUAUGUGGCUGGUAUCGGCUUUCUUCGAUGGGGUUGGGUGGUAUCGCGGCAACAGAGAGAUAGCAAGCAAUGGGGCUUGCCAACAAGGACGCAAGAAACACCAGCACCACCAGUUGCUUUGAGCGAACGAACGAGCAUCCGCGCCGGCCAAGCAACCACGCCUGUUCUUGCGGGCUUUUGCUUGAAGUGAACCUUACUAACGACUUGCGGGUCGGCACACGGAAGCUUGCUGAUGAGUCGAAUCGCUGAAACACGCCUGCCUACGGCAUGAACAGGCUGCCCUCCUUACUUCAACAACUACAAAGACCUUCCCAGAACGACGCAAGAACGGCAACAAAAGGCGGCUGGCGGUUAAACGCGGAGCACUCCCGUGCCGAAUCAAAACGAUGUACCUGGUCGACACCCGUGUAAUUACUCGAUCUGUCUUCACAGCAACAGAGCCAUGCCAAAAUUGAUAACAGUCCACCCUCAGCCCACCCGCUACGACAUAGUGCAACGCCGAAACACAGAGUCUGCUUGACCGUUCUCAAUCAUACAUAGAAAGCCCACGAUCGUCCGGAAAACGGUCUCCGUCUCCAGCUCCGAUACUACCUCCAUCAAACCGCGGAAGCCU
Ectocarpus sp. CCAP 1310/34 is the source of this 5369-nucleotide messenger RNA. Lineage: Eukaryota; Phaeophyceae; Ectocarpales; Ectocarpaceae. The record is from the annotation of a GenBank genome assembly.